AUGACAAUAGACCGUACAGGCAAUGAUAAUGAUGCUCUUGACGACGAGAAGUUCAAUACGGGGUCGGAUAAGGUAUAUCAAAAUUACAUGAUGCCAGGAUUGGAACUUUUCGACGCAAAAGUAACCAUUAACCAUUGGCAACUGCGAGAUUGUGUAAAGCAUUCUACUAGUAAACCAGGCAAAAUUUACUACGUUUAUGAUCAUUCAAUAAGGGAACUGAAUAUGAAUCCUAGGUAUAUGAAGCACCUUGGAAAUUCAAGUCUUAUAAAGAAGAAAUUAAGAAGAAACAGUACAAAUACAACUACUAAAGAUAAAAAAUAUUUAUCUUCAAAUAGAUUGAUUUCAGAGUUCAACACCCCUUCUAAUUGCGUUGUUGAUUUUAAUUUCAAGCCAAGGUGUUUUACUGAAUCAAAUGGCUUAAUUGCAUGCGGCGGACUAAUUGGUCCUGAUGACAAGGGCUUUCCUACCAACUGGAGUCGACUUUCUCAUGAAGUUAACAAUGGUGUACAGCUGCCGCCUCCUGCCUCACCAAUAAAGUUGUCUAAUAGUUCAGUUUUGCAGGAUCAUUCAAACUAUAGCAACCAAAACCUAUGGAAAGGCAUCUUAUCAAUCCAUAAUACUGAAACAGGAGUUUCUCAAUCCUUAAUUAUGGGUCAAUUUAUAAAUAAUUGUGUCACAAUGCAUUCAAAAGGAAAUCAAGAAGUUGAUCUGUAUUCUUGUAACAACGAUAAUCACAUGUACCAAUGCAACAUAAGUAACAGAGGUGUAGAAUUGGUAAGAAGAUAUUCAGAUUUGAAAUUUGCGUUAAACAACGUAGCGUUAUCAAACGAUGCCAGUUUAAUGGUUAUUUCUGGUGAUUCGAAUAAGUUUGCCUUAUAUAGAAAAAAUGAAAUAGACGGUCAAUUUUCCUUAUCUUAUGACACUCAACCACAAUGGGGGAAUUCUACUGCAAGAGUAGAAAGAAUUCCAAGAUUUGCAUUACCAGAUAAUACAUCUGCAGUAGACCAUAUUUAUGAAGCUCCAAAUUCUGAUCAUGGUUUUUAUAGCAGCUUCUCAGAAAAUGACUUACAGUUUGCAACUUUAUUUCAGAAUGGUGUAUGUCUUUUAUAUGAUGUGCGAAAAAUGUCAAGUCCACUAGCUGAAAUAAACUCAACAAGACCAUACUCUCAUAGCGGAGCUUUUAGAGUUUGUAAAUUUAGCUAUGGCCUGGAUGACUUAUUAUUUAUUUCGGAACAUCAAGGCAGAGUUCAUGUUAUUGAUACAAGAAAUUUUACUAACCAUCAAGUAAUAAUGAUACCAGAUAAGUUUAAAGAGGAUAAUAUAAGGAAACAUAACAUUGAUACUGAUAUUAGCACAGAUAUUAGGCGAAAUACAGCUAACAUAUCAUCUGUUACCGGAAUAACUUCACCAUUAUCGACUCCUUCUUCGUCAGCUUUAAGUUUUGCUUCUUCAUUAAGGAGAAGAUAUUCCUUUCCUACUCCCACCCCAGUUGAUAACACAGAUAAUUGUAUUACGUCAGCUAGAAGUGUUCCAUUGAAAUAUCUUGAACCUAGAAUAAUGCCAUACCCUAAAAUUGCAAAUAGAUCUACAAAUGAGUAUAACAAUACUCAGUAUAGAGGGUUAUUAUUAUGGGACGACUCUGAGGGAAAUAAUAGAAGAAGAGAAAGGAGAUCUUCAUUUAGGGUUAGAAGAGUGUCAACUUCAUCAAAUACUUCAAAUUUUUCUGAAAAUAAUGAGAAUGUUGACCCAGAGAUUUUAAAUCCUGUUGAAGAUGAACAAGAAAAUUCAAAUAAUGAACCAUAUAGUACAAGAGAUAUAAACGCUACAAUCGAAAGUCAAAUAGGGAGGAACAGCAAUAAUAACAUUUUCAUUGAAGAUGAUAUUUAUGGUAUAGACAGUAGCCUAUAUAUUGUAAGAAACGGCCUCCAAUCCCCAUCACCUUUUGCCAGAAGACCAGGAAAUUCUUACUUAAAUUCACAGAGCAAUAAUUCAUCAAGAGAGACUAUUAUAGAAUAUUCAAGCAUUGAGUUCAUGGAGGAAAAUAAUAUUUCUGGUUUGGAUUGGCUCGAAGAUGUAGAAGGAAGUUCUUUGGUAAUCGGAACUGACUAUGGUAUAAUGAAAUGGAACAUAAAUUCCUGGGCCAGAAGGAGUUUUGCGAGUUACGAUUUCUGUUAA
Molecule: messenger RNA, 2175 nt
Organism: Vanderwaltozyma polyspora DSM 70294
Lineage: Eukaryota; Fungi; Ascomycota; Saccharomycetes; Saccharomycetales; Saccharomycetaceae
Gene: GID11
Product: Gid11p
Exons: 1
Coding region: 1-2175 (724 amino acids)
Molecular function (GO): protein binding
Source: RefSeq, a predicted model, not a curated record